Messenger RNA from Blepharisma stoltei, 312 nucleotides. Lineage: Eukaryota; Ciliophora; Heterotrichea; Heterotrichida; Blepharismidae. The record is from the annotation of a GenBank genome assembly.
AUGACAGAUGAGGACAAUCCAACUGAAGUGUGAACAGAUGGAUGAAAGGCAUACAAUAAGUUAGAAAAUGAUGGGUUUCGUCAUAGAGUCGUUUUUCAUAAUCGAUCAUUUGGCAGCGGGAGGGAGACUACUAAUCAUAUCGAAAACUUGUGGAGCAGAUUGAAGAAGUUGAGAGCAUUUUCGAAUGGGUUUAAGGCCAACAAUGAAGAGGAUUUGGACGAUUACGUAAUGUAUUUUCAAUUUCUUUUAACCCAUAAAGGUUUGGGUAGAAUUCCUGCCUUUAUUGAAGCAUUAAUGACCUCAAACUUCUAA